Molecule: messenger RNA, 5232 nt
Organism: Solea senegalensis (Senegalese sole)
Lineage: Eukaryota; Metazoa; Chordata; Actinopteri; Pleuronectiformes; Soleidae
Gene: rnf44
Product: ring finger protein 44
Exons: 11
Coding region: 515-1864 (449 amino acids)
Source: RefSeq, a predicted model, not a curated record
GGUUUCGCCAUAACAAUGCAUUUCAAGGCACACACACGCGCCAAGCACUGUUUUCUGUUGCUGUGCUGCUAAUGUUGUUCCGCACGUAUAACGGUGUCUCGCACUGAGGUGAACGCUGCCGUGAACCCGCUGGAUGUUUUAGUUUUUUUUUUUUUCUGGAGUAAAAACAGAAUCUAUGUGCAGCAGCUGGGGGCGUUGUGUUAGCUGGUUAGCGAUAGCAAGCUAAUAGAAGCGUCCGUCGGGGACAUUGUCAGAAGAGAAUCUGUCGGAGGAAACAGCAGCGGAUUCAUAGUCGCUCUGCGUCCGUUUCUUAUGGUGCUCGUCUCUCUGCGGUUACACGGGAGGAUAAGUUGAUGGGAAACGACGUCUCUGAAGCUGCAACACCUGCCAUUUCCCCUUCACACCGACCGAGCAAACUAGCAAACAAAGGUUGAGACAAUCAGAGGCAACAUAAAAGUGCCUCCACUGUACGGUUUCCUUUCCCAGAGCGUGACUCGUCUGCACGACGUCACCAAUGCGACCAUGGGAAAUAGCAGUAAAUAGGCUGCCACCAACAGCCCCCUUAAACCCCAGGAGGUUCCUUGGAGAGCCCUGCAACGCCCCAGUGCAUCUCAGGAGAAGCCCACCAGUGAGACGCCAGUGGGGGAGAAGAGACAGACCUGUGCUGCACACUUCCCUGGUCCAGGAUGAGAACUUCCAUCAUCUGCUUUUCUCCCAGCAUCACCAACAGGUUCCUUUAGAUGAAUCCAGACAAUACAGCCACACCAGCACAGCACCACGCAUGCUUCACCCUGCUGCUCACCUGCCCCAGCAGAGUCCCAUCAUGGUGGAUCUACACGAGCAGAUGCACCAGGGAUCAGUUCCAAUAUCAUACACUGUUACGACGGUGACGACCCACGGGUUUCCCAUCCACACCGGGCAGCCCCUUCCAGGGUGCAACACUCAGCAGCUCCCAGCAUGCUCGGUAAUGUUCAGCGGACAGCUCUCUCUGCUCUGCUGCCUUCCUCCUCCUGUGAGUUUGAAAAGGAAGAGCUCAAAUCUCAUACAGGCAUGUACCAUGCAGCAUAUGCCAGUGUCUUAUCAAGCCUUUCCACCGCUGAUCUCCAGCGAACAUUUUGUAUUGCACCCGACCCCAUCUGUACCCCCCCACCAGCCUCCGCACCUUACUCCUUUGAGCCAGUUUGUCCCUUUACAGCCUCAGCACCCACGCAUGCCUCUACAGAGGGUAGAGAAUGAAGUUGACCUAAGAGGGGACCAGCACCCAUUAGGGACCUUCUCCUACCCUCCUUCUCUUCACCCACCAGCGCUGCCUCCUUCUCUGCCCUUGCAGUACCUUCCUCAAGAGCCUCUGCAUCAGGAGCUUCCCUUCGGAGUGCCAUAUCCCCAAAUGUUGCCCCGACGAGUGAGCGGACAGAGAUACCGGUUGCAGCAACCUCUCCCCCCUCCUCCACCCCCUCCUUCUUAUUACCCAGGCUUCCUCCCCUACUUCCUGUCGAUGCUUCCUGUGCCUCCAACAGCGGUGGGCCCAGCCAUCAGUCUAGACCUGGAUGUGGAUGAUGUUGAGAUGGAGAACUAUGAGGCAUUACUCAAUCUGGCUGAGAGGUUGGGUGAAGCGAAACCACGUGGACUCACAAAAGCAGAUAUAGAGCAACUCCCGUCCUACAGAUUCAACUCAGAGAAUCAUUUAUCUGAACAAACGCUGUGUGUUGUGUGCUUUAGUGACUUUGAGUGUAGGCAGCUACUUCGGGUAUUACCCUGUAACCACGAAUUCCACGCCAAGUGUGUGGAUAAAUGGUUAAAGACCAAUCGCACUUGUCCCAUCUGUCGAGCCGAUGCCUCGGACGUUCACCGGGAGGUGGAGUGAGAACUUUCUCUGAGCUGAGUGCUGAACUGGAAACCUGCACACUCCAGAGUCUGCCCCAAAGCUGGGGACACCUGCCACCGUACCUGCGUCCUCCAGUAAAUUAUAGCUUACCGACCCACUACUCCCACCCACCCCCACCCCCUUCCUAAAAUUAUAAGCAAUCCAGGAUUGUUUCUGGAGCCUGUUGUACCUCUGCUGUGCUUCAUGGUCUGAGUCUCAUGAAACCCACUGCCUAUCGCAGCCUAGAGCCAGAGUUCUGGGAUCGCCAGCCAGUUUUUUCUCUGCCCCCACUUUGCAGAUUCCAAAGAUUCCCCCCUGCAAUGCAUCAUUUGCUGCUUUUGUUUACAGGGUUUCAUUUUUCCGUGAUGGAUUAGGUCGUGGUGUUCGUGAAUAGCGGGCGUCCUGCGUUUGGAAGAGGCGAAUCAGGAGCGUGGAGAAUCGUAAGCUGGACACCUUGUGCUAUUAGCAGAUAAUUAAUAGGAACACGCCAACGUGGGCGUCUGUGUGUGGAAGGCGACGCCUGACCGGCACAGAUGCAUGAUUGUGUAAGGUGUUGGGCAAAUUCACUUGUUAAUGUAUGUUCUGCAAUAAUAUAUUGAUCAUUUCAACUGUUUUAUCCCUGAUUUGUUUUUUUUUAUUUUAUUUUUGCCAAUGCUUUUGUGAACGUGUGACCUUGCUGUGGUUAAAUGCAUAUUGUGUUAAGCCUGAGGUUAUGGGACGUGCAACUGUGGGUUAUCUUCUAACCCAGAUAAUCCACGCUGGGACACAGAUCUGUACAAAAGCAGUUGUGGAUUAAUGGACAGCGUCUUUUUUUUUUUUUGAGGUCAUCUGGCAUAACUGCACAAGUGCUACAGCCACAUCAGCAUUGUUCCUCUGGCAAGUGUGUGUCCACGUGUGUGCGUGUGCAUAUUGUGUGUGUUUGUCCUGUCCACAGACCCAAUGCAUUGUGUAACCACUGGAUACAGGGCAGCAUGCUAGGAUUUGCAUGAACUGUUGAUUCAGACUAGCAAUAUUUUAACCAAGCAUUGCCACCAAAAUUAUCAAAUUUUAAGAAAAGAAAAGACAAAGACGCAAACUAAAAGAACUGCUUGCUUAUUCAGAAAGCGCCAUGAGGGAAGACUUGCAUGUUGUUUCCACACUGACUGCGUUAAAGGAUGGGAGUUGGCGCCUGAAGGCUACGCUGUUGCCAUAGAGCUCUGGAGGCCUGUGCAGAAAGCAAUAUGUGCAGUGAGUGGCGAGUUUCAAACGAACAUUUUCUUGCCCUUUUAGAAAAGACAGGGCUUUUUAUUUCUUCGUCUGUGAGCCAAAUCAAUAUACAGAUAUAGCCUACUGUUCAAGAUUUCAGAUCUGCCUUCUAAUGACCUUGACAAGCACAAACCUAGAACUAAUCCUGAAAACACUUUGUCAUUUCCACCUGUUUUAAAAAGUUUCUUUCUUCUUCUUUUUUUUUUUUUUGUUUAUUUAUUGGUUUUAUCUUUGAGAGGGAAAAAAAACAACAACAACAACAAAAAACAUUGAAGGAAACAGUUGGAGCACUAACAAUGUCUGUGUAUGGUAUAUGUUAUAUUCUGGUAACUCGGUGGGGUCGUUGGUCUGCGGCCACGUUAGCAGUGUUGUAAAAGAGCGACUGUAUGUUUACCUUCAGUGUGAAUGCGUUUCGAUCGUUUGAAGACAGAAGAAUGUUGAAAACCCUUUGUAGAAGUCACUGGUGGCUCUCCAGCUGUCUGUCCCAUCUGUGAUCAGGACGGCCCUGUCGUCGUGUAGAAACACUGGUCGACUUCUAGUCCCCAGCUUUUGUGUUCACACACACACACACACACACACAAAAACCUGUUAUAUUUGGGGUGGGUGGGAGGGAGAAGAGCAACAAACGAACUCUUACUUUGGAUUCACUCUUGUCUCUUAGCGGCCCCAGUAAGCACUAAAAGGCAUUUGUAACCUUUGCUUUAUCGUGUGAAGGGAUCUUGCCUCUUUUUUCUUUUUUCUUUUUGUCCUUUUUGUUUCGUUUCUUAAGUGAAUGUGAGUCUUUGACAUCUGUGCCACCUUCAAGAGAAAAAAAGAAGCCAUUUAACGAGUUUUAACCCACAGCUUUGAGAAUUAACCUAUGUGUACAUAUCUAUUCGCUGGCAUAUAUUGUAUGUUAAAAAAAAAAUCACUCAGGGCCUCUCAGUAUAUAUAAAAAAAUAAAGGAGAACAGUCCAUUUUAAAUGGAAAGGAUGCCAUGAAAAGGGUAUAUCUGACUUUAGUUUGGUCGUUUUUUUCCUCAGACCAUAAAUAAUUUAAUGUAAUCAAUGGUAAUAUUCUGUUUUGUCUGAAAUAGUAGAUAUUAUAAUAUCAUUUAACGACAGGCAUGCAAGAAAAAAAGAUCAGUAAAUAUGUUAUUAAUAUUCACUGAAAAGAGGCAAUGUACACUGCAACUCAUUACAAGUGUAUUAUUCAAACCUGUUUGACUUUUUUUUGUUUUUGUUCUUGUACUAAAACCAUAUGUUGAGACAUAGCGGUUGUGAUCCCGUUUUCUGAACGUGCCGCGGCGCACACUAUCCUACCUAAUUCACUCCCAAAUCUACUUCAGAGGUGUUUGCAUGACUUUUUAAAGAGAAAAAAAAAAAGUUAACCAAGUGUGUUAUAGUGGAGGAUAUCGCAAAAUCUGGUGGGGGACCUAUUUAACGGUGCACAAUAUGCAUGCUUGUCGACCAGAUCCCAACUGAUUUUUAGCUCUAGUUGGCUUUGGAUUCUGGGGGUUUGGAUCUUAACGCUCAGCUGAUAACUGCCAUGCAUUGUACUGCACACAUUUGUAAUAGAACUGAAUGACUACAAGAUUUUAUUGCGCUAACUUCAUUUUAUAGGAAAAGAAGAAGAAGAAAAAAACACUGGUCUUGAAUCCAGAAAUUCUUACAUACAUUGUGUUACUGUUAUUUGCCCUAAUGACUGAAAAAUAACAUGCUCUGAAACUACUGUAGUUUAUCAAAAGCCAUAGUGAAAAGGUGCUAGAUGUUCUGCUUUUAGGUAUGAAAACUCACCUGCGUGAAUGCAAUAGUUUGUCAUGGAUCCCAUGUAUUCUUAAAGCAUGUUCUACUAAUACCCCUGAACAAUGUCAGUGAAAAUCAAUAUAGUUUAAGGGACUUUAAAAAAAAAAAAAAGGAAAAAAGAAAAAGAGAGAGAAUAGUGUUGUCAUAAUUAUUUCAGUGUAGUACUGUUUGUGCCUAUCAGGCUCUUCCUCUCAGUGUAUCAGUAUCUUUAAAAUGUAUCCUUCACAUAUAGAUACUUUGACUUCAUGUUGAUGUAAGCACUAUGAUUAUUAUUCUUACCUUUUUUGGAGUAAAUAUAUAAUUGACAAUAUUCAGCUAUACCCUGUUCAAUAAAUAAAU